Molecule: messenger RNA, 1036 nt
Organism: Phoenix dactylifera (date palm)
Lineage: Eukaryota; Viridiplantae; Streptophyta; Magnoliopsida; Arecales; Arecaceae
Source: RefSeq, a predicted model, not a curated record
CCCGGAUGGAUCAUGAGUGGCGGUGGUUGGAUCGAGCAUCAUUCAAUAAUGACUUGUGAUCUACAGACAGCCCUGUGGCGAUGAUUUUACGGACGAUUUUAUGUCCCAGAUAGCAAUCGAAGGAACCUUCCUUAUUUCUUCCAAUAGAAUCAUUCCAUGUGACCACAGCCGGAGCCAGAGAAGAGUACUCCUCUCCAUCCUUCCAUCCAACACAGCCGAGCAAGCCAUGAACCCCACCUCCCAUCCUUCUUUGCAUCCCCUCCGGCAGCCUCUCGCACAUAUGGGCAAGCUCACAAUUUGUCAAACACUAAGUACAUCACUCCUCCUCUUCCUCCUCUUCCUCCUCCUCAUCAAAGAAAUUCCUGCGGCGACCGCCGGUUUUGUUCCCGUCGACCUGGCCAAGUUUCAGCCCUUCAACCGCGCCGGCGUGGCUGGCGGAAGUCCCCGCCGUGCUCUAGCGCCGUUCCAGCUGUGCCUCCAGUGCCGGUGCUGCGCGGCCAACGACCCGAGCAACUGCUCCUUGAUGCCAUGCUGCUUCGCCAUCGACUGCGACCUCCCCAACAAACCUUAUGGUGUCUGCGCCUUCGUGCCCAAGUCCUGCAACUGCACCUCCUGUGCCUGACCCUCGGCUAGGUGCCGUCUCCGCCCGGGGAAAGCUGGCGGCCGGCGUCGUUUGGAUUGACUUCUAAGGUGGAGGUCGAUCGACAGAGGCCCGUUUGGAAUAUAAUAUCCGAGUUUGAAGUGUCUUGGUGUAACAGCGGUAUUAGUAUAGUUUUGAGCGUGGGGUUGAAAUUUUACACUGGAUUUCUUUGGCGAGCAAGUGAUUGGAAAUGGAGAUCUGACAUGUAUAUAAGAAUGACGGAAAUUUUUCUUCGGAGAAGCGUGUGCGUGUUUUGGGGGCAGGGGAUGGGACUCGUUUGCUGUUUCGUGCGUAUGGCGCUUGUUAGGUUGAUUCCAUACCGUAUAUACUGAACUUGAUGCUGUACUUGAAUUUUCCUCGCCUCUAAUGACAAUUUUUUCUAGCUUUGAUGAACAA